GGGCUUUUUUUUUUUUUUUUUUUUUGGCAUCGAUACAAAAAAAAACGACAUCGUGGUUGCAAAUAAACUGUCUCCUUCUUUCUAUCCGUUACACCGACCUUUUUCUUCUUUCCCUUCUUCUUGUCUCUUGUCUCUUUUUCUCUUUUCUCUCUCUCUCUCUUUCUUCUCUGCCCAUCGUUUCUACUAAGCCUUGUUGCGCAUGGAUUUCCUGCUCGCUGUAGCGAAAAAUGAUAUCGAGAAGGCCCGUUAUUUCCUCCAAUCCAGUAUUGACGUGAACAGCCCUGUCUUAUGGAACGCCCGUGAAACUUUCUCGCCCGUAUUACCACCCGACGCUGCCUCGCGCCCUGAUCUGCGAGAGCGGUUACAGCGCGGCCAGGAAUAUCACAGCCGUCCAUUGAAUAUUGCAGUGCUGGGUGGCCAUGCGGAUAUGGUACGAUUAUUACUGAGCGCGGGCGCCGACAUCAACCUGAAGGAUGGACGAGGAAGGACGGCUCUAAUAUGUGCAAUUUACGGAUUGGAUCUGGAUGUAGCCGACAUCAACACAGCCAAUUUGCCGUUGAUAUCGAAAACACACGAACAUCAUCUCGAGAUUAUGAGGAAUAUCCUGCUUCGCCAUCCAAACAUCGAUGUCACGACGCUUAAUUCGCCGCAGUACGAAAUCAAGGGCAUCACUCCGCUCUGUUUGGCCAGCUAUCUCGGCAAAGCCGAAAUCAUCCAGCUGCUGUUGGAAGACGGUCGUGUCAAUGUCGACGGCACGGAUAGCAAAAGCGCAACUGCCUUGAUGUAUGCAGCUCGGGAUGGUAAUCUGCCAAUUGUAAAAACUCUCCUGAGCUAUAACGCGUCUCCUGAUAUAACCGAUGCACAUGGAUGGUCAGCUAUACAAUAUGCCGGAAGAAGUCCGGAUAUCGUCCAGUUGUAUGAAGAAGCACUGCGGUGCAAACGUCCCGAACUCACUCAUCUUCACGGCAAAAUGCCAUUAUGCAAAUACCCCAUCAACUACACAAAACUGUCGACCUUCAUAUCAUCAUUGCCGUCAUACCCAUCGUCGCUUUCCCACGUGCAAUUCGACUCACUCAAAGACAUUGACUUGCUGGAUCAAGCAGCAGCACCCAUUGUACAGAUUAUUCGAUCCGCGUUCUUGCACGCAGUUAAAACGCAUGACCACCAUACCUUGCAGACCUUAUUGCUAUGGUCACCACCACUACGAGACGAGCAGCGCAUGCUGUCAGGCCCUCUGCUUGUCAACCACCAUGACACGAAAACAGGCCUUACACCACUCCAUUACGCCAUGCGAGCGAAACCUCUGCCAUCUAUAGAUACAAUCAUUCUGCUCUACCAGGCUGGGGCUGAUGUCAAUUCGCAAACGCUGCUGGGUCGCACAGCACUCCACCAUCUUGCCCGAAUUGGCGUAGACAAAGAUGGCCGCUCAUGGGGCAUUCAAAAGAGCAACAAGGGCGAGAAUAACAACGGCAACAACCUGUUGCGCAACCGACAACGUACCAACAGUAUCCAUCGUCCGACACGCAUGAACUCGCUCUCGUCUCUUUCAUCACAGCCAAACAUGGCAACAACUUCACCUACAUCGCCCACUGCAACAACCGACGACGGAAACCGCUUCUCGAUCCAAAGCUCGGGUUCAAAUUCAUCUUCAGCGAGCGAGCCGCCCAACGAUCCCGUUGUGAAGCAUAUCAUGGCAGCACCGACUGUACCACAACAUUUGGCCAUGUGCGCUUCAUUACUUGUGCGCCUUGGCGCACUUGUCAAUAUUGCCGAUCCGAACGGAAAUACGCCACUUCAUUUUGCGGCAGAAUUCGGAGGAGUUCCGGAAGUGCUUGAAGUGUUGAUUCUGGAGGGCGCGGACUUGACGCUGAAGAACAUGAAGGGGUUGACGCCUAUUGACAUGUGUCGAACAGAUGAAGUACGGAGUAGAAUGCUAGGAUUGGAGCAUGAGCGAAAGCAAUCUUUAAAGACGAAAUCAUCUACAUCCUAUCUUAGCAGCAACAUCAAACCACUGGAAACAGCCAGCGACUACCGCUCCUCACUCUCACGCUCAGUGUCACGGUCAACUCUUCAAUCGUCUGUCACAACAGCAGGUGUGCCACCAACCGCGUCAGUAGCAGGUCGCGAGAAAUCGAAUAAAUGGCGUAGCAAACGCCGUGGAUCCUCACCUGAACAGCCUUCAUCUGACACGGACGAAGAAGAUGUUGACGGGGAUUUCGAAAAGAUACUGAAAGCCUUUUUCGAUUACCAAACGACGUUCACUGACAGCAUUGAAUCAGCACUCGCUCGCAUCACUGACAGUAUCCUCAACAAUGCUCAAAUGAGCCAAGAAGAGCACGCGGACUCGACAAAGCGUGUACAAGUUACGACUGCACGCCUCCGAUACGAGCUUCAAGAAGCACACGAGAUGUUUGAUGAUACGGAUCAACGGGCCGAACGUGUGAUGCUCCAUUACCGCGAAGAGCUGGAGCAAGUUGAGCAAAUUCAUCAAGCCGAUUGGGACAUGUGUGAGCUACAAUACGACAAGGUUGAGAAACUCUUUGACGUAUUUGAGCGCAUCGAUGGCCGAUUUUGUCAGCUCGAGCUGGACCAGGAUGAGCUGAUCAUGCAGGUCGAACAGAUCCGGAAAGCAGCAGCAGCACGCCAGACGACGCGCAGCGAGACCUGCGAAUCAUACGACGAGUUUAUGAGCAGCAUCUCCAACAUUACACAGUCGCUAACCAUUUUGGACACCCUGUCCGUGGAUCCGAUCUUAUAUUCACGUGAAGAUAUCAGUCGCCUAUGUCGAGAUAUUGGACAAAUGGUGGAUGCGGUUCUGCAAGAGAUUGACGAACGGGAGGAUGACAAGCUCAACGAAGCUCGCGAAACCAUUGAAAAGAAGUGGGAGGUGGUGCGCAAUGUUUUGAAUCGGAGGGCCUCUCAGGAUGAUCUUGAAAACCAAAUCAGCCUGAUGCCAUCGCCGCCAGUGGUAACCAAGAGCGUAGCAACGACGCAUUGGCAGGAACAACUGACCGCCGCACGACUAUAUCCUGGAGGAAAGCAACACCGAAAACGUCAAUCAUUCAAAAAAGCUACGACACUGAACGAACUCGAGCUUUCAUAUGAAAUUUUACAGUCAAACCUCCAUGAGGUCCAAAAAGACCUCGACGUUAUCAAUCAGCAGGUGGCCCAAGUAUUGACCAACAAGCGCAAAAUGUACGACACAUGUUUGAAGCUGGAAGGCGAACUGACGGCACCCGAGAAACAGCGGACGGAUGAGGCAAUCCGAGCUGAAUUGGCUAAAGUACUCACAUAUACCCAGACUCUGUUCGACAAACAAAAGAGUCUCGAAUCAGAUCGCACGCAGCUACGCUUCGAAUUAAACGACAUCGAAAAGCGAUUAGAGAAAGUCCAAGAAUCAUUACGAUUAGUGCGUCCACCCUUGCUUUUGCAAGGUCUGCUGGAACGUCUCGAAACUGACAUAGGACCAAUUGUGCGGAUUGAGAAGGACUGGAAAGAAGACACCAACUUUGUCAGUGAAGUGUACGAAUCAGAAGAAGAGUCUGACGAUACGAGCAGCUCGGCAAGCAAUAACGAUUACAUACCCAAGUGGCUCGACGAGCGCUUUGCCAGCAAACUGUCUCUUCAAUGUCUUAUCACCCGCCUCGAUGCUAGUCUUUACUGCCUCAAGGUCUUGGCCAGGAACCAUAUCGGUCGAUCACGCCAACUGCUGCUUGAGGUUCAAGCAACCCUGAACCAAGCCAACGCCGAAUUAGAAGACACGCGCACGCAGAUGAAUGUCUUGUACGAUGACGCAGCUGAAGUGGCACAUCAGGUGUUUACUCUCAAGACCGAACUGGAAACGAUUGUCAAGCAUCGCAAAGAGGAAAUUGUCAAAGUAUGGGAGGUGGUCGAAGAGGUGUCGGAAGGCAUCGACAUAAUCGAAUCUAACGAGAUACCACCACCGCUCGAGGAAGACAAGAAAGAUCGGGCCGAAGAGGAGCAGGAUCGCCAUCAGUGGAUCGUCCAUGAACUCGAGCAGUUGCAGACAGUGCAUGAAAAUUUGCAGGAUGCUAUUGAGGAAUUGCAGCGGGACCAGAAUAACAUUGGAAAGAGUCUUCGACGACUGGCUACUGCACUGAUCGAACCGCAAGUGGAUCGACUUGUUGGUCAAGACGACGCGUCGCUACUUACGAUCAGUGACCGGUUGACGGAACUUAUGGAACGCGUGCAGUAUCGCGAAUGCGGUGUUGUAUCAACAAAAUUACCAAGUGCUGUUAGUGAAGAUCAAGCACGACGGGCUUCAAAUGCAAGCAAGCGGAUUUCGGUAGCCACGCAAAACAGCUUGCGAUCUUCAGUGGUGUCAGCCCGACCGCCUAUUGAGAAACCAAAACAACGUGUUCCACAUACCAAUGUUCAUACUGCCAUUCGAACAGAUAAGCGUCGCAUGUCAAUCAUGUCCACUUCCAGCUUCACCUCUCUUUCAUCUUAUCAACAGGAUCGUAUGCUCGCCAGAGCUUCCACUUUAAGCAGUGCUUUUAGUCGUUCCCAACAUUCACUUGUACAUCGUUGAUAUCUAUUAAAAUAUACAUAUUUACA
Molecule: messenger RNA, 4578 nt
Organism: Zychaea mexicana
Lineage: Eukaryota; Fungi; Mucoromycota; Mucoromycetes; Mucorales; Lichtheimiaceae
Exons: 6
Coding region: 200-4552 (1450 amino acids)
Molecular function (GO): protein binding
Source: RefSeq, a predicted model, not a curated record